AUGCGUUUCGGUUCCAUCUUCUCGCUCGCAGCCGCGCUGCUGAGUGCCACCGUUCAGGGCUACGGCAACCCCGGUGCUUGCUCCGGCCAGUGCUGGUCUCACGACCCUUCCGUCGUCCGUCGCGAUGACGGCACCUACUUCCGUUUCGAAACCGGCAGCAAGAUCGGUAUCUGGAAGGCUCCCGAUCUGGUUGGGCCGUGGACCUACCAGGGCGCUGCUCUCCCGUCGGGUAGCAAGAUCAACCUCAAGGGCAACGACGAUCUCUGGGCCCCUGAUGUGAACAAGGUCGGCGACCAGUACAUCCUGUACUACACCGUCUCCUCCUUCGGCGUCCAGAACUCGGCCAUCGGCUAUGCCACCUCGCCCACCAUGGAGCAAGGCACCUGGACCGACCACGGCGCCACGGGCGUCGCCUCCAAAGCUGGCAGCAAGUACAACGCCAUCGACGCGAACCUCGUAAAGUCCGGCAGCAACUACUUCCUCAAUUUCGGCUCCUUCUGGGCCGACAUCUUCCAGGUCCCCAUGAACUCGGCCGCCACCAAGGCCGCCGGCAGCCCCGUCAACAUCGUCCUCAACACCACCGCGCCCCAGCCCGUCGAGGGUGCCUUCAUCUACGAGCGCAGCGGCACCUUCUGGGCCUUCUUCAGCUCCGGCUCUUGCUGCGGCCUCGACAAGAACCGCCCGACUCCCGGAAACGAGUACAAGAUCUUCGUCUGCCGUUCAACCUCCGUCUCCGGCCCCUACACCGACAAGAGCGGCAAGAGCUGCACCCAGGGCGGCGGCACUCUUCUCCUCCCUAGCCACAACAAGGUCUACGCUCCUGGUGGACAGGGCGUGCUCGCGGACCCCAAGCGCGGUGCCGUGCUUUAUUACCACUACAUGAACACCGACAUUGGCUAUGCCGACUCCCAGACCCUGUUUGGCUGGAACACCAUCUCUUGGUCUGGUGGCUGGCCUUCCGUCUAG
Messenger RNA from Colletotrichum karsti, 966 nucleotides. RefSeq names its product endo-alpha-1, 5-arabinanase. The transcript is spliced from 3 exons. Gene Ontology annotation, molecular function: arabinan endo-1,5-alpha-L-arabinosidase activity. NCBI's taxonomy places the organism in Eukaryota, Fungi, Ascomycota, Sordariomycetes, Glomerellales, Glomerellaceae. The coding region runs from base 1 to 966 and encodes 321 amino acids. Gene Ontology annotation, biological process: carbohydrate metabolic process. The record is from RefSeq and is a predicted model, not a curated record.